CAUUGCCAUUUUUCAUUCAUACAGGACUACAACAAUAUACAAUGACCACAUCGUACACAUUGGAAGAAGUGGGCAAACAUGUCACUGAUAAAGACUGCUGGAUUGUUAUACACAAUAAAGUUUACGAUGUAACAAGUUACUUCGAACUACAUCCUGGUGGCGCAGAAGUCCUUCAAGAAUAUGGCGGUCUCGAUGCCACGGAGCCAUUUGAAGAUGCAAGCCACUCUGAUAGUGCCUGGGAAACAAUGAACUCACUCAUAGUGGGCGAGCUGGCAGAAGAAUACCGACAAGCAGAUCAUGUUUAUUACAAAACCACACAUGAACACGUUGAAGCCGCUCCUAUAUUAGCAAAAACUUCGACAGCGAAAAGGAUUAAAAGCUUGUUCACCAAAGCUCUUGCUCUUAGCUUAACGGGAAGCCUUGUUUACUUUGGAAGGCCACUCCUCUCCACCCGUUGGCUGUCAACUGGUCUUCUCACCAAUCAACUUCUACGCAUCCGUAUCGGGAAAACUUCUACGGACUUUUGGUAUGGCUACCUCAGUUCCGUAGCCACAACUUCCCUGCUCGUGAUGAGCGCUGGCUAUCUCGCCGUGAAUAAACUCAGCAGCGGCGGCGGCCAUGGCGGACCCAGCUUGCCCGCUCGCUCAAAGCCCACGUUUAGAACAUUGAAGAAGCCCUCGACUAUCACGCCACCUGAAGCACCGAUUCUAGCCACUCGUUCGUAUCGAAAAUUCCCGCUUGUGCACAAGAAAGAGCUCUCACCAAACGUGUAUCUACUAGUAUUCUCCUUGCCAUCGCCCACGGCUGUCUUACCCCUGCCAACAGGCCAGCAUGUCUCCGUGAUGGCCGAGAUUAACGGUCAGAGUGUCAGCCGCUCAUACACACCGAUAUCAAACUAUAAAGAUCCCGGCGUGAUCGAGCUGGUCGUCAAGGUGUACCCGACUGGCCUUCUCACACCGCACCUCGGCAAUCUGAACGUCGGCGACGCCGUUGGUUUCCGUGGGCCGAUCGGCGCUAUGAAAUACAAAUCUGGGUUAAGCAAGCGUAUUCUCAUGAUCGCCGGUGGCACCGGCGUAACGCCCAUGUAUCAAGUCAUCCGGGCAAUCUGCGAAGAUGAAGCAGAUGACACAACAGUGACGCUGCUCUAUGCGAACAAUAACUUGGAGGAUAUUCUCAUGAAGGAGAAACUGGAUGCGUGGGCGGCGGCGCAUCCAGGGAAAUUUUCAGUCUCCUACGUUUUAGUAAAUCCCCCGAAUGGGUGGAAGGAUGGGACGGGGUUUGUGUCGAAAGAGAUGAUUCAGCAGAAGUUAGAGGGGGGUCUGGAUACAAAGGUCAUGCUUUGCGGGCCGCCGGGGAUGGUGAAGAUUAUGAAGACGCAUCUUUCUGACAUGGGGUUUCCGGUUCCGGGGGCGAUUUCAAAGGCGAGUGAUCGUGUGUUUGUAUUUUAGCUGGAAG
Messenger RNA from Pseudogymnoascus verrucosus, 1455 nucleotides. RefSeq lists its product as uncharacterized. The transcript has 3 exons. Gene Ontology annotation, cellular component: endoplasmic reticulum. Bases 42 to 1448 code for a protein of 468 amino acids. NCBI's taxonomy places the organism in Eukaryota, Fungi, Ascomycota, Leotiomycetes, Thelebolales, Thelebolaceae. Gene Ontology annotation, molecular function: oxidoreductase activity. The record is from RefSeq and is a predicted model, not a curated record.